Messenger RNA from Aspergillus welwitschiae, 1462 nucleotides. RefSeq names its product carbon-nitrogen hydrolase family protein. The transcript is spliced from 3 exons. The coding region runs from base 397 to 1410 and encodes 337 amino acids. The record is from RefSeq and is a predicted model, not a curated record. NCBI's taxonomy places the organism in Eukaryota, Fungi, Ascomycota, Eurotiomycetes, Eurotiales, Aspergillaceae. Gene Ontology annotation, molecular function: catalytic activity.
CUGCUCUUCGCGAUCGGGCCAAUCGGAAUCUCUCGGAUGGGGUGGUUUCCAACCGAAUACUAAGUAAGUGAAUAGACCACCCCCCUAUCUUCAUCUCCACGACCAUGUAGAUGGCUAGUAGUAGUAAUCGCUCUUUCCCAGGGCCUAUAGCGAGCCUCAACUUUCUCUCCAGCAUGGUCCAAUCUCGCGUAGACACACACUUCUGAUCGUAUUCUGCUGCCCGAGUCCCUUUCAGCAUCUCGCUUUGACCUCCAUUUGGCCAUUCAUCCCUUCAACCUUGUUCGCAUGACACUCAGCAUCAUAUAAAGAUCUGGUGUUCUCACGCUUGACUUGAACAGUUCACUCAAAAUCAAUCUUCUCACCAAACACAACGCACAGACCUCUUUAUUAGCAACCAUGUCAGCUUCCACCAAGGUUCGUGUCGCCGUCACCCAGCACGAGCCCGUCUGGCUGGAUCUGCACGCCACCGUCGAUAAAACCUGCCGAUUGAUCGCCGAGGCGGCCGGCAAUGGCGCCCAGCUGAUUACUUUCCCCGAAUGUUGGCUCCCGGGGUAUCCAGCAUGGAUCUGGUGUCGCCCCGUCGACAUGGGCCUGUUCACCACCUACCUCAAGAAUUCCUUGUCAUAUGACUCGGAGCACAUGCGUCGCAUCUGCAAUGCCGCUGCCCAGCACAAGAUCACAGUUGUCCUCGGCCUUUCCGAGCGUGAUGGCAACUCCCUCUACAUCGGCCAGUGCACCAUCGACUCCACGGGCAAGAUUGUGAUGCGCCGGCGCAAGAUGAAACCCACUCACAUGGAACGCACCGUGUUCGGAGAAUCUUCCGGGCGGAGUCUCCUAAAUGUGGCGGAUCUGCCCAUUGGUAAAGUGGGUGCGCUCGCGUGCUGGGAACAUAUCCAGCCGCUGCUCAAAUAUCACACCAUGAUCCAAGGGGAGGAAAUUCAUGUCUCGGCCUGGCCUGUUCUGCAUCCUCAUAUGGGGGGCGAGUCACUCUGGGGCAUGUCACAGGAAGGUGGAACGGGUGCAUCCCAGGUGUAUGCGCUUGAGUCGGCAUCGUUCGUCCUGCUCACAACCGCCGUGCUGGGUCCCACAUGCGUAAAGAAGAUGAACUUGUCUCCGCCGUGGGAUACCCUGGGAGGAGGCGCGUCCGCUGUCAUCGCUCCCGAUGGGCGCCGGCUGACGGAGCCAUUGCCCGCUAAUGAAGAAGGAUUCGUCUAUGCAGAUCUGGAUCUGGAUAUGAUAUUGACGUGCCGGCACUUUGUUGAUGCCUGUGGCCAUUAUAGCCGCCCUGAUCUGUUGUGGCUGGGGGUCGACACACGCGAGAAAACCCAGCACCGUCCGGAGGGACAGGCAGACAACACCGCAUAUGGUCUGGAUGUUACUUCAGGCCCUGUAGAGGAAGAAAGUACCUGACCUGGAAAAUGGGUUUCUUGUUCUGGCCAUACCGAUCAUGUAAUUAACAAAC